AUGCCGGAGCAAACAACUCCACCGCACCAGAGCUCUUCGUCAGUGGCGGCGGAGCAUGCCAUACCACAAAUCCACCACCAAUCUAAUCAUCAUGAUCUGCUCUACCCAAAUCUAUCAAUAUAUUUUCCCAAUUCUCACUCACUCAUGAUUAAUGCUGAUGAAAAGAAAGUCCAGAGGUCCUCUUCUUCAUCAGGCUACUGGUAA
Molecule: messenger RNA, 204 nt
Organism: Lathyrus sativus (Indian pea)
Lineage: Eukaryota; Viridiplantae; Streptophyta; Magnoliopsida; Fabales; Fabaceae
Source: the annotation of a GenBank genome assembly